UGGACGGAUUGGAUAGUUGGUCUUACUACAGUAUCUAUAGCUGUGCUGGAUAUCAUGAUCUGUCUGUAACUGAGAAGUGAAUAGUCAGUCAUGCUGAUUGCACGUACCAGGGUAUCAAUUUGAAUUCACCGCGAUUCUACCCACCCUCCUUUUUCAGUCAUUUCAAAACACCUUCCUUCGUAGUUCCAUUCCCAUUUCACACUUCCGCCUUCUUUCCAUCGCCAGCUUCUAUAACGCCUUAUCUAUUCCAUUUCAUCAUGGAUGAGCCGACUAAGGAGCUAGUGCUACAUUUGAUGGAGGAAGAUGCCAGAGGCGCCCUUGGACUCAUGAAGGGCAAAGGGAGCGCGGAUCAAGUAACUGACCAUGAACUGGCACUCACUGAAUGGGCUCGAGAGCUCCGUCAUUGUGCAUGCACGUUUGAAGACUACAGAAUGGCGAAGAGCCUAGCUAGAGCUGUUUUCGAUGAUGGUGAUGCUCUCGUAGCUGCAACGGAAGAAGAAAACAGAGCCUUUGGGGAUCGAAUGACCGCACUACAACUGGGCGGUCUCAGCAAAUCAACUCCUGAUCAGCUACUGGGGCAGAGCAAGGCUGCGAUGGCUGGCCUAACUGGUCUGGUGGGAGGUUUUACUACAGUGUCGAAGCAAUCGAGACCUGCAGAUGCAACUGAAGUUCGAAGUUCAGGCUUCCUAGGGGCUGAAAGCUCGAAAGUUGCUGCUGCCCGGAAAUGUGACAGUCAGACACACCUUAAAUGUGUAGCCUGUAUGGAAGCCAGGCUAUUUUUUGACAUGUUUAGGGCAAUCUGUUCCCAUUACUACUGCAGGAGCUGUACCGGCCGCCUGGUGCACGACUCUCUUGUUGACGAGUCCCUUUUCCCACCCAAGUGCUGUCGUUUGCCAUUCCCUUUAUCUACAAUAAAAGCACUUCUGGAUGAGGAGAUGAUUCAACAAUUCGAGGAGAGGACAGUGGAGCACAAUGACUCCAAUAGAACUUACUGUGCUAAUCCUUCGUGUUCGCGAUACCUCCCCCCUGCCCCGGUGGCCCUUAGCACCAGAACCUGCCCUUCUUGCAACACAGAAACAUGCUCUACAUGCAAGCAGCGAGCUCAUGCCGGUCUAUGUGUCGAGGGGCAAGCGGAAAUUCUGAGUAUGGCAAGAAGAGAAGGAUGGCAGCGCUGCGCGAGAUGUCGGAACAUCGUGGAGCUAAAGAGUGGCUGCAAUCACAUCACAUGCCGUUGUGGGUUCGAAUUUUGCUACGCCUGUGCCUCGAAGUGGAAGACAUGUAGAUGCGAAGUGUGGGACGAAGAGAGACUAUUCGACAGAGCAAACCAAGUCGCCGCUCGGAAUGAUGAGAACCCUCGGCCUGCACAACAAGAGGUUCAGAGGGCAGCACAGGAACUUCGUGAGCAGCACAACUGUAAGCAUGAUGCUCGCUGGAGGAGGCGUGAUGGGCAAUACUCGUGCGAUGUAUGCCAUGACCUGCUUCCUGACUUCAUUUUACGAUGCCAGCGCUGCAGGAUUGAGGUCUGUGUACGUUGCAGGUAUAAUCGUCUCUGA
Molecule: messenger RNA, 1553 nt
Organism: Aspergillus pseudonomiae
Lineage: Eukaryota; Fungi; Ascomycota; Eurotiomycetes; Eurotiales; Aspergillaceae
Product: E3 ubiquitin-protein ligase
Exons: 2
Coding region: 258-1553 (431 amino acids)
Biological process (GO): ubiquitin-dependent protein catabolic process; positive regulation of proteasomal ubiquitin-dependent protein catabolic process; protein polyubiquitination
Cellular component (GO): ubiquitin ligase complex; cytoplasm
Molecular function (GO): ubiquitin conjugating enzyme binding; ubiquitin protein ligase activity; zinc ion binding
Source: RefSeq, a predicted model, not a curated record